AUGAUUGAUGUCGUAGCAACUGGCCCCAGCAACGGAGAAGGCAUGGAUGAACCGGGAAAUAGUGCGGUAGAAUCUUCAGCAUCCGUACCGCGCGGCGAAGUCGGCGUAGUAAUCGACCAUAAACGAUGGCCAAAAAUCCGAGAUGAAGUCGUGAAUUGCACACGCAAGCAUUCCUGCUACACCACAAACGACACCUACGUACCAACACGACUCCUCGAUAUAAGCGACUACGGCAACAACAACAUCAUCAAGCUCGUGUCGCCAACCACAAACCACAAACCCGAGACGAAGAAAUACGUCACCUUGUCAUAUUGCUGGGGCGAAUCCAACAACUUCGUCCUCACGCAGUCCACCCUCGCCGACCGCCAAAACGGGUUCUCUCCGUCCGACCUCCCCCGCACGCUCCGGGACGCGGUGCAAGUAACCCACGAGCUCGGGGUAGACUACCUCUGGAUAGACGCGCUCUGCAUCAUCCAAGGCAGCGCGGAAGACUGGGCGCAGGAGUCGUCCCAGAUGGAAAGCGUCUACAGAAACGCGUACCUCACCAUCGUCGCGGCGAACGCAGCGGACUGCGCAGAUGGUUUCCUCCAGCUGUCGAAGCAGGUGCAGGAACAUCCCAAGCGGCGCGAACAAGCGCCGAACUACACCCACAGGGGCGAGAUCGUGCCGUUCCAGGACGAGCCGCUCAACCGCCGCGCGUGGGCCCUGCAGGAGUGGCAGCUCUCGCCGCGCCGGCUGGUGUUCUCGUCGUACAAGAUGGACUUCAUCUGUCCACUCCUGGACCGGGACAAGGUCCGCAUCUUCAACGCGAGGUUUCGUCCUCUGCUCGACGAGGAGGGGGCGACUAUCAAGGACUGGACGGUGAUCCUGACGACGUACACGUCGCGCAGCCUCACCAAGCCCAGCGACAAGCUUCCGGCGUUGGCGGGCAUGGCCGCGAGGUUCCGAAGCAUAACUGGUGGGAAAUACGGCCGGUAUCUGGCCGGUUUGUGGGAGGAGGACCUGCUGAAACAGCUUCUCUGGCGCCAGGACGACCCAGCGAGGUACUAUCCGCCCACGAGUAGAGGGAAAUCCGAGCAGUGGAGGGCGCCGUCGUGGUCGUGGGCCUGCGUCGACGGACACGUGGACUUCCAGCUCGCGGGGAAAGCCACAAAGGUCGACCUCGCGACGGUGGUAAAUGUCGACGUCACGCUCGCAUCGCAGCAGAAUCCGUUCGGGGAGCUUCUUGACGGACAGAUAACCAUCCGAGGACCUCGCAGGGUUGUUCGAGACCGCAUAGAUUUUCGGUUCAAAAGGGAUGCUGGUAUAGCUGGCUUCGUACCGAUUCAGCGCCGCGGGACGGAAAUCGGUUGGAUCCAUUUCGACAGUGAUGACAGCAGGGAAUUCUGCCUCGUGUCGAAAGCUAUGAUGCAGUUCCUCGGGGUCGGCACCGUUGACGAUGUUGCUACGAUCGGCCUCGUACUGAGAGCCACGGAAACAGUGGCCGGUUCGGAACCGAAGCUGCAAAGAGUUGGCUUGUUUUACAUGUACGACAAGAAUGAGUUUCAAUGGAAAGACAAGGCGAAUGUAGGAGAGUAUACCAUUUUCUAG
Molecule: messenger RNA, 1590 nt
Organism: Colletotrichum truncatum
Lineage: Eukaryota; Fungi; Ascomycota; Sordariomycetes; Glomerellales; Glomerellaceae
Source: RefSeq, a predicted model, not a curated record